GGUAGCAGGCGCUACGUGUGCCUGAGAAAAAUGCAGACCCUUAAAAAGGAACAUGGACCUGUUGACACAAGUAGCAAUGGGGACAAAAUCAUGGUGCUUAAAUCUACUUUAGUAGAAGUGUCUGAAGAAUUGUCUGCAAAUGUAGAGAUGCUACUCACUGAAGCUAGUGGAAAAAGCAAAUCAACUUGCCGGAGAAAGCGAGAAUUCAUUCCAAAUGAAAAGAAAGAUGCUAUGUAUUGGGAGAAAAGGCGGAAAAAUAAUGAAGCUGCUAAAAGAUCUCGUGAAAAACGGCGUCUGAAUGAUCUUGUCUUAGAGAGCAAACUAAUUGCGCUGGGAGAAGAGAAUGCCACUUUGAAGGCAGAGCUGCUUUCUUUGAAACUGAAGUUUGGUUUAAUUACUUCUGCAGCCUAUGCCCAAGAGAUACAGAAACUUGGUAGUGCAACAGCUGCAUAUUUUCAAGAUUAUCGAAGUCCCAAAUCAAAUAUUAACUCAUUUGUUGAUGAACAUGAACCAUCUAUAGUUGGUAGAAGUUAUAUUUCUGUCAUUAAACAUUCUCCUCAAAGCUCUAUGUCUGAUAUGUCUGAAAUAUCAUCACUAGAGCAUACUCAAUCAAGUUGUAUGCGAAAAAACUGCAGAAGUCCUGAAAAUAAGUUCCAGUUUAUAAAACAGGAGCCCAUGGAAUUAGAGAGAGAGACAAGAGAUGGCAGAAGUUCACAGAAAGCAUCCAUAUAUCCACACUACAUGGGAACUACCUUUAACAUGUCCUCACAUUCUCCUCUCUUCCAAGUCAAUAGGUUGUCAAGUAAUUCCCCCAGAACUUCAGAAACUGAUGAUAAUGCAGUUAGAAAGUCAUCUGAUGGAGAAGAUGAACAGCAGGUUCCUAAGGGUCCAAUCCAUUCCCCAGCUGAACAUAAAAAUAUUUGUGCAACAGUUAAAGUUCCAGAAGUGAAUUCUUCAGCUUUGCCUCACAAGCUUCGAAUUAAAACCAAAGCCAUGCAAAUUAAGGUGGAAGCAGUAGAUAAUGACUAUGAUGCUGCACAGAAACUAUCAUCACCUAUUGAUAUGUCAUCAAAAAGACAUGCUGAGCUUAAAAAACACACUGCACAAAACUUGGCACAUUCUUCUCUUACUCCUUUCUCAGUUCAAGUGAUUAAUAUCCAAGACUGGUCUUUCAAACCAGAACUCUGGCAUCAAAAGGAACUAAAUGUAAGAAUUCAGAGUGGUUGCAAAGCUGAAAUAGGUGAAAUAGACAGUAUCUUCAGUGUCUCUGAAUCAAAGAAGCUGUAUUUGAAGCAGAGCAUGGCAAAAUCUGCAGAGGUUGCUUUCCUUAAAAUAAUUAUAACUACACAACAAAUCUCAGCAUCAGACUGGUUAAGUUACUACUGAAUAAAGGCUUAUUGUUGUUUUUAUAUUAAAAAAUGUCAUUUGCAGUAGAUAAAUUUGUUUUGUAUUAUGCUAAUUUAUUGCUGGACUUGUGAUGUCUUUUCACUGUAAUGUUCAUAUAAUGUCUGGUGUCUUUUUGUGCACAAAUUAUUAUGGAGACUAGGCUGUUUUAUGAUCAUUAUGCCUUGUUGUCAUGGUUUAGGAAUAGUACUCUCUAAUUUAGUGCUCCCACUGAGACUCUCCGAACCACCAUGGUGCAUGUUCACUCCUCUUUCCUGUCCUUCUCUUCCCCUGUGGCAGCUGGAGAGGGGAACUGGAGGUACAAAAGGUGAAGAUCAUGGUUUGAGAUAAUAACAAUUUACUAGAAACAGCAAUGAGAUAAGAAAAUGAACAGUAACAGUAACAAUAUUACUAACAGCGAUUGCUCCCUCUCUUGGGACUGGCACCCCCCAAAUUGCUCCCUUCAGUUUGGGACCAGAACCAUCCAACCAUUCCAUCUGGCUUGGAACCAGUGUUAGACCACCACUCCAUUCACCAUGCUUGCUUGACCAGAAGAAUCCCCUUCUCCCCAGAAGAGUCCCUUUCCCCUGCCACUGGCAAUAACUUGAGGUGGUAUAGAAUAACCUCCAGGUCAUGGCCAUGCCCUCUUCUGGCUACUGCAAAAAUUAAGCCUGUCCUGGCCAGAACCAGGACACUUUUUUAUAGUCAGGUAACCAGUACAAAUGAUAUAUAUAGUAAACUUAGUUUUAUUUUUCUUCUUCUAAGCUCUGCAAAUAACCAGUUACAAUAAAAUACCGGUGUCAAGCACAAAACAUCUACUCCGGUUCAAUAGUUUUUUAUGAACUUGUAAAUAUGUUGUUAAUUAAAAAAAAGGCUUGCUUCUUACACUGUGUUUAACUUAAAUUAUAUGUUUGGCUUUUACAGCCAAACUUACACUAUUUUAAAUUUCUUUUUUUCUUUAAGACCUCUUUUUAGAAGAGAAUUUAAGUGGAUAUUUACAAAUGAAACAGUAUCCAAUUAAUAGCCCUAACUUUCUUUAAAUAAUUUCUUAGUAUAAAUUAAACAAAAGCCACACAAAUUCUAACAGUAAUUGUAAUAUCAAGGAAGUUUUUCUCCUGUCUCAAAUGAGUGUGUUGGGUUUCCUGAAUGGCUUACUAUAACAAACUUUUUCAUUAUUACAGUUUUUUGGUUUAUAUGAAAUCAAUUAUAUUGGACUUGUGCAUCUUCAAGUUUUAAGAGUCCUGAACUAAUUGGACAAUGUCAUCUUUGCCAAGGGUUCUGCUUAUGUCUGUCCAGGCAUGGAAAGGAUGGUCAAAGGCUGAUGAAUCUGUAAACUCUGAGCUUAACUUGGCAAAAUCUAUAUAAGGACAGACAAUAGUAAGUAGCAGCAUUAGAGAUGAUAAUCUGCUAUUUCAGCUCUGUGGUGCAUAACAGAAUUGUAAGUAUGAAAUAAGGCUUACAGCCAAUAUGGUUUUUGGUUUUAAUGGUCUAGUUAACUGAACUGGAAUACCCUAGCUGACUACAAGGCAUUUUGCCAGAAAUUUUUAUAUAUAAAACAGAAUACGUGGAGAACAAUCCAGAUAGUACUAGCCUCUUAAAAUUUGCAUAGUCAAGGACUUCUUCAUAUGAUAACUGUACAGAGUUUUAAUGUUCUUAUCUAAGAAGAGCCAUUGAAGCAUGGAGAUUGUAUUGCAUCAUACCCACUUGUCUGGGCUUACCGAAGUCUUUAAUUAAAAAUUAAAAAUCAUUUACAAAUAUAAUGCUAGACGAAGAAUUGUUUGCACCUGAUGGGUUAAUAAAAUGCUUAUUCUUCAAAAACCACUGGCCUAUGGAACUGCACAAUGUUUAUUUUGUAGGAUCAUGUUAAACACUGACCAAGAAGAAGAACCGGAGAGUAAAAAGUCCAAUUAUAUCAACUUUUUACCAGUUCACUCGGUAGUCAAGUAUGACUGGGAUUGCUGACCACCAGGGACCACCAAAGAGACCCUCCAGGACAGAAGAACGCAUGUGCCAAUGGGAGGAAAAAUAUGCUAAUGACUUUGGGGAAAUUACUAUCAUAUGUAUGUUUCUUCUGGGAAAACCUAUGAAUAUGUAUGUAAAAUAUAGUACAUAAACAGGAGCUUUUUCUGUACUCAGCAUGCACGAUAUUUUGGAGGAGCUAUCCCCUUGUGCAUCUGGCCAAAUAAAGAA
Poecile atricapillus (Black-capped chickadee) is the source of this 3573-nucleotide messenger RNA. RefSeq names its product nuclear factor interleukin-3-regulated protein-like. Gene Ontology annotation, molecular function: DNA-binding transcription factor activity; DNA binding. NCBI's taxonomy places the organism in Eukaryota, Metazoa, Chordata, Aves, Passeriformes, Paridae. Gene Ontology annotation, cellular component: nucleus. Gene Ontology annotation, biological process: regulation of DNA-templated transcription; DNA-templated transcription; circadian rhythm. The record is from RefSeq and is a predicted model, not a curated record.